Molecule: messenger RNA, 1462 nt
Organism: Lineus longissimus
Lineage: Eukaryota; Metazoa; Nemertea; Pilidiophora; Heteronemertea; Lineidae
Exons: 4
Coding region: 73-1311 (412 amino acids)
Source: RefSeq, a predicted model, not a curated record
UUGUGUGCAGAACGGUGUCGCGUUCCAGUCGAUUCUUCAUUUUCCUCUCAGUUCACUGCCGGAAGCCAUACUAUGAUAGUCAAACCAGUUCUCCUGGCGGUAAUCGCCAGCUGCAUGCAGAGCAGCACGGCCAAAUGGACUUCCUACGAAAGUGAUUUCGAAUUCGAAUGUCCAAGUCUCCAUCACCUCAACAGGAUGAACAGCCAAUACAAUGGUAGAAACGACAGAAAAUGGGAGUACGGUUGUACGGAAGGAUUCGUGGGAGAAGAUUGUAUUUGGAGCGAAGAUAUGGUCGAACAAGAAGGCAGCAUUAUCUUCUACUGCGGCAAUGAUGAGGGUGAUGAUCUUGAUACACUCAUGAAUCCACAAGUCAAGCCAGUUAUAACCGGUGUUAAGUCUCGUUACAACGGUGGUAAAGGAAGGAUCUGGACUUACAAAUGCUGUAAGCUCAAUACGAAACCUGCGACUGAAUGUAGAACCGAGCGUGACAUCAACAAGUGGGGUGAAACCAUGGUAAAAGACUUUCAGGUCGAUCGAGCGAUGUACGGACUCACCUCGUUCAUCCCGGUGGAAAAAUUGGAACAGGGCAACAGAGGCGACCGCGUAUGGAGCAUCGCUACCUGUUUGUACGUCGGUUGUCAGGUAAGGAAGCUCGAAGUUGUAAACCCCAUUGAAACCGUCGAUGAGGGAGAGACCAUGAUAGGAAUCAAUGCUGACCAGACCUGCAGUAAAGAUACGUCAACGCUCAAAUUAUACAGAACCGACUCCGUAACCCGAACUGCGGCUUUUACCAUAGCAAAUGGUCGUGAAUACAACUGGGCUACUUCGCUCCAAGUCAGUGCCACAUUAACUGCUGGAUUCCUUGGUUCUGGUACGACACUAAGCUUUGGUGCGGAACAUACACGAGGCGGAGCCACAACCAUCGAGAGGGCAGAAACGGAUGAAACGAGUACAGGUUCCGAGGACUCGACUGGUAAGGAUUUGUCAUACCAAGGUCCUGGUGCGGCUAUGAUCAUCGGCACCAUCAACAGAUACAGGCUCAACACCAACGACAUUGACAUCGACGUCAUCUCUACCUGCGGCGACGGUACCGAAUGGCGAAAGACGGUGCAGAUGAACGUGCGCGGUACGACCUAUGGGAAGGCAUUCUACCGCACGCGACGGGCAACAUUCCUGCCCGGACGAUGUGGCUCAGAGACAGAGAACUGCAUCGGCGGUAUAAGCGGAGGGAAUGACGCUGAUACAAUCUUUCGACACUUUGAAAACUGCAUCGGCGAUGCGGGUGAUGUUAGCCGCAUUAGCCGCAUGUAAGAACUUCAUGGAAAAGUCAUUAUGAGAAUAAAAUUGAUCGAACCAACAAUUCUUUGUCUCAAUAUUGCAUGUACCUAGAGUCAUUCAAAUAAAAAGACGCUGAUGUAUCCAAGGCAUCGGUAGCGUAGUGAAAGCGCACUGGCAAAUCGAG